AUGCUACGACAUCUUCGAAAGGUAAAACCAACAUCAACUACCAAACUCAUCGAUCUCAAAAUCAAACCUGGCGUUUAUCCUAUUAUCUUCUUCAGCACAAUCCCUGACAGCACUGACCUUGUGUUUGCAGAGAAUCUAGCCAACACUGUCUACCGCACUCUGCGCACAGUUUACCAGCUCGAUACCAAGAAGUCCGUUGAUUCAGACGUGCUUGACAUAGUCUUUGGACAGUUUCCGCUUCAUAUGGACCAAUGGACGAAGAAAAGGACAAUGGUGGAUGAAACUGCAGGCGAGGACACUGAUCAGUGA
Messenger RNA from Aspergillus calidoustus, 309 nucleotides. The record is from the annotation of a GenBank genome assembly. NCBI's taxonomy places the organism in Eukaryota, Fungi, Ascomycota, Eurotiomycetes, Eurotiales, Aspergillaceae.